AUGCGACCAGGUAGUAAGCAGCGUUCCACGGUGUGGGAGCAUUUUAAAAAAAACGUUGAUAAAACUACAGUUAGUUGUCAAAUUUGUAAAAAAGAUUUAAAAUUCUAUGGAAAUACAACUAACUUGAAGCACUUAAAACGGAAGCAUCCUACUGCACUUAUUAUUCCUGCUUCUACAGCAGACGAUCCAGAUUCCGAAUUGCAUUCUAUUGAGUCUAUUAAUAACUUAUCGAAUUUUCAAUCUUCUUCAACAAAUUCACAAACUGAAUCUUCAACUUUAAAUCAACCUUUAACUAAACGCUCGCGUCAACUUAAAUUAUACGGCACAACAAAAAAUAAUGAACUUACUGUAGCAGAAAAUAAUGAAAUUGACAAAUGUCUAGUAAAAAUGAUUACCGCCGAUUAUCAACCCUUGUCAAUAGUUGAAAAUGUUGGAUUUUUAGAAUUUAUAAAAAAAUUACAACCAUUAUACACACUUCCGAGUAGAAAAUUAUUGACUACCAAACUGUUGCCUGAUCAAUAUAAUGUCAUUUAUUUAAAACUAAAAUAUAUGUUGGAAAACGUUAACGAUGUAUCAAUCACUACGGGAUAUGUGGACAUCAGAUUCCACUAG
Messenger RNA from Macrosiphum euphorbiae (potato aphid), 612 nucleotides. The record is from the annotation of a GenBank genome assembly. NCBI's taxonomy places the organism in Eukaryota, Metazoa, Arthropoda, Insecta, Hemiptera, Aphididae.